UCCUGCUGCAGCGCACACAUCCCAGCUGUUUGCAAUGAUGAUGUUAUCGGUGCUCCCAGUGGUGCUGCUCUCAAUGCACGCCGUUCGAGUCCACAGCGUGGCCAUGACCUUUGAAAGCAGAGACCCCAUCACCGGGUCGCCAGUGAGCUGUGACCGCUGUCCCCCUGGGACAUACCUGCGAUCUCAGUGCUCGUCCGAGAGGAAGAGCGACUGCGCAAAGUGUCCGCACGGCUCCUUCACUGAGGUGUGGAACCACAUCGGGAGGUGCCUGCGCUGCGGAGUCUGCAGUCACAAUCAGGUGGUGAAGACCCCGUGCACAGCGGACAGAGACUGCCAGUGCCAGUGCAAACCGGGGUACUACUACAAGCCGCAGUACGAUAUGUGCCUCCCACACAGCGCGUGUCCAUCCGGACAAGGAGUGCGGGCCAAAGGUACACCUGAUGAGGACACCGUGUGCCAGAUUUGCUCUGACGGCACCUUCUCCGAGGUUUCCUCUGCUCAUCACAACUGCACAGAGCACAAGAGCUGCAGUGGUGCAGGACUGCAGUUGGCACUGAGGGGCUCCUCCUGGCACAAUAAUGUAUGUGCAAACUGCGAAGAUCUCAAAGAUGGUGCUGACUACCUCAGAGGAAUCCUCCCAGCUUUUUUUGUGCACCAUAACAUAAAUAUCAAGCGGCUGCGUCGAAUUGUGCACAAGCUCCCAUCUCAGGAUGGGAAGAGACAGGGAAGAAACACAGAGUUGAAUUCCUCAGAGCUUCACCAACAGCUCAACGCCUGGAUAGCAUCCGCGACAGCAGAGGAAAUUCGGAAGCUUCCAUCAGUACUGAUGAACGCUGGAGCAAGCGGCGCUGGUGAGAGGUUAGACCAAAAGCUGCAAAGAGUUGACAGUCAGCUGAAAACUGAGUGUAGAGGGAAUGAGGUGGAGAUGGUUGAUGCGCCAAAGUAGGUUGAGAUUAAAAGGAAAAAAAUAAAUAUAUAUCUUGCACAGGCACCAAAGAAUUUUCCUUGUGUAUUGUUCAUAUUAAAAUCUUUUUAUAUUAGAAAGUUGCUUCGUUAGUUUAAAUGCACUGAAGACAGGCUUUUGUUUUGUCAUUCUUUUUUGGACCAAUUAAAAAAAGUAACUUCACUUUAGUUACAAAAUGUUACAUUUUUUUAAAUCCUUUGUCAAUGAUGUGCUACUAAUAGUACAUUUAUGACUUAUUUGCUACUUCUAGGAUCUACUUGUGUCAGUUAUCACUUUAUAGGUUCCCAGCAAAGUGACAACGUUUCACCUGUGUUUCUAAACUAACAAGCACUGAAUUUAAAAACACCCAUUUUUAUUUCUGGAAGUGAAAACAGAAAUAUCCUCCAGACUUAAUAAAGAAAUGCUGGUAUUAACCUUUACAGGAAAAAAAAAUGGACCUACCUCUUUCUUUGUUGCAACGGUUCUGCUCAUUUCAAGGGUUUUAAAGUUUUAACAAUGUGUAACAGCUUGAUGUGUGAACUUUGUAAUUUAUUUUGCUAUUUAUAAGCCUGAGAUGAGUAGAAAGAGAAGAUGGUGUAGCCUGUUAGCCAUCUUUAUUUUUAUAUGUAAAGAAUGAGUUCAGUUUAUUUUGAGCUGUUUUGGCUAUGCUAGUCUACCUGAAGCUUUGUGUAA
Pelmatolapia mariae (spotted tilapia) is the source of this 1636-nucleotide messenger RNA. Its product is annotated as tumor necrosis factor receptor superfamily member 6B-like. The record is from RefSeq and is a predicted model, not a curated record. Gene Ontology annotation, molecular function: protein binding. NCBI's taxonomy places the organism in Eukaryota, Metazoa, Chordata, Actinopteri, Cichliformes, Cichlidae. The coding region runs from base 35 to 946 and encodes 303 amino acids. The transcript is spliced from 4 exons.